UCCACAAGUCAGUCUUAGACGAUUCGUCGGCCCGACACCAUCAACCCCAGCUUACGUCACACCGAAGGCUCUCUAUAGUGUACUAGUCCCCUCUGAAGCACUUUCGGUAGAAAGCGCCCUCUUCUUCCUCUCCUUGUUAAAAGUGCAAAAUUCAACCGUUAACGAAACUGAAUUCGUAAACGCUGUUCUGUGAAUAACCAUCCCGUUAGCGAUCGAUAUCAAUCAACGGUGUUAUAGCCAUUUCUAUUUUCUCGAUCGAGUGUGUCACCACCAAGACAGAAGGAGGACUUCAUUUGACAAAUCAUGAUCGCACUAUAUUCGUUUGUGCGGAGAGGCUGAGUGGACGCCAGACCCUGAAAGUUGUCAAUCGUGCGAGAUAACCCAUUAUCAGUGCGUGCCCCGGAGUUUAUUAUUACGUUUGGGAAUUUAAUCGUCCUGAAAAUCCUCGAGACAUCAUUGAAAAAACAAGAAAUAAAACACCACAUAUUUAUUGAAAAAGUGAAGAAGACAAACUAUAGUGCUUGAUACGUGUGCAACUUGAGGGAAUGACAUAGAUUAUAAAAGAAAAAGAAAAAUCUUGGAUACAAAUCAUUGGAGAUCCCAGAUUUAGAAAAAUGUGAAUCGUACAUUCUUAAACGGUAGCAAGUGACAUCCCGUCAUCGAAAUCUGUAGCAAAAUAUUGACGAGAGAAAGCGGAAGUCUCGCGGCUGAUCCCAAUAUUCUGACUGUUGGAGAUUCGACGUGAGAGAAAGAACGAAAGGAAAAAACUUAUAAAAAUGAUCUGGCUUACCUGACGCAAUUUAUAAGUUUAGGUGUAAGAAUAUUUUUUUAAUUGCAACUUUCUACGUCCUCUUCUGUGAUAUAAAUAUAAAUACAAGGAUGCUUAGCACCAUGAAGUGUUUAAAAACGUUAGUUUUACUACUCAUGGCCGACGCGCUGGUCAGUGCCAUGUCAAAUUGUACAAGCGACGCCAACACCCCGCACUCCCGAAAGAAACGUCUGAUCUUCAUCACGUCCGAGAGACGGCUGACGCUGCCCCCGGAAACCCUGUUGGUGUUGACGCCCACCCUGAGUAUCCCCGUGGCUAGGAACCUCCCGACGGGUUACCACGCCUCCAUGACCAUCUCCAUCCCCUUCAAGAUUGCAUUUGAUGACCUUGGUUUGACCUCUGAAGAAAACCCCUGGGGACUGUGGCCUGCAUUCUUUAGGAGGAGGCGUGACACUACCUCCCUCCCGGGCAUUAAUUGGGCAGGUGGCGACAGGGAAAUGUUGUACCAGGUGGUAGAGGACGCUCUUCACAACAUGGGCCUGGAUGGGAAGGCCUGCCUGCUGAGGGCUAUCUGCGAAGUGUUCCAACUGCCCCUCAUCAACCACGGAUUCUUUGGGGAGGUUCUCGAGUUGUUCCUCAGCGCCAGCAGAGCUCCUCACGCAGACAAGCGCCUGGAUGAGUACUCAAGAGCCGAGCGAAUUGGAAGGUCGAGCGGAGAGUGCUUCGAGUACCAUGAAGCAUGUCAGUGGUCCCUAUUUACAAACCCAGGACAACUGCACUGGGAGGACGAGGAUAUAGCUGACGAAGGAGUUGUGGGCCAGUGCUCUAAAUCAGCUUCUUACGAACAGACAAACAAAAAAGAUGCCUUCUUCGAGAUCCCACACAGUCCCUCUAAAACCAACGCGAAGAAAACUACAGCAAUCACUAAAUUCACAAAAUUACAGAAAACCAAUUAAGGUUUUAUAUGAAGAUGUACAAAAUUAGGCAUUUUUUUUUACUUCACUGUACGAAUGACACAAUGCUGGACAUUGUGAAGUUGUAGUGGCACUUACAUAGUUUUAAGACUGUAUCAGAACCACUUGUAGUGGUACAAGUUAAUUUCCUACCUGUCAUGUAUGUAGUAUUUGAAAACCGUCAAUAGAUUUAUCAUGCAAAGUCAUGCUUACUGAGAGCUUUUGCAUUGCAUAUGCGAAAUUCUCAUAUUACCUGGCCUCAUACAAUGUUGAUGACCAAACUAGUUGCAACAUCAGAUUACAAUAGAGUCAGUCAAUUAAUACGUAAUGCCUUGUAUGAGGUUGUACUGUAAAAAUAAACAUGUUUAGGUUGUGAUGUAAAUCCAGUGAAUAUGUUUAAGUUGUAACUUACAUUGGUGAAAAAAGUUUAGGUUGUACUGAAAUCUCAGUGGAGAUUUUCAAGAGGAUGAAGGCAUUUAGCCAUUAAAAGCUGCCGUUUUUGUUGUUGACACAAUGCAUUUAUUCAGUUGGAUGAAAAAACAUAAAUGAUAUCAUGUGUAAACAAAAAAUGGACACUUGAAUCUACAAUGACAUCGGUCAUAUACAAGUUGUGACCCCACAGAACCCCUUCAAGGAUUCUCUUUCCUGUGGCCACAACAGAUGCGAGUGUCUCUCGGGCAUUUUAUACAUAUCGUUGCUUGCUUGUCUUAAGAGUGCAUUUGUCCGAGCAUAUGUAAAUAGUGUAGGAAAUAAGUGGUUACAUACAGCUGGACGUCUCUUGUUUUUCUCCCAAAAGUUAGAGAUCUUCAGAGCUGAACUAUUCCUCUGGUGAUUCCCAAAGGCAAAGCCUUAAUGCUUGCUCAAUACUAAGACUUAAGUGAAUCCCAAUGAAUCCAGUGUAUAAUGGCAUUUUUGACUGUUCACGAGUCAGAAUUUUUCGUUUUUUUCGUUUGACACAGAGGAGCAAUGAUUUAAAACAUUGAAUGACAUGAACAACUGAUAUUUGCUACUUUACAUUUUGCUGAAUAAAACUUGCUUUAUUUCCAAUAACAUGACAGUUAUUGUUGAUAGGAUCUAGGAUUCUUAAGGUAGUAACUCAUCACACAGACUUCCAUAAGGUGUGUAAAUGUACAGAGAGAGAGAGAGAGAGAGAGAGAGAGAGAGAGAGAGAGAGAGAGAGAGAGAGAGAGAGAGAGAGAGAGAG
Molecule: messenger RNA, 2926 nt
Organism: Macrobrachium nipponense
Lineage: Eukaryota; Metazoa; Arthropoda; Malacostraca; Decapoda; Palaemonidae
Exons: 7
Coding region: 880-1725 (281 amino acids)
Source: RefSeq, a predicted model, not a curated record